GCCCCUUGGUGUCUUUUAUCCACCGAAUGUAGAUUCUAUGUCACUGUCUGUGACAUUGCUGCAUUGUGAGGCAAAUACCUUUAAUCCUCAUAAACCCUGCCCGGUUAUACCCCUGACCCACCUAAAGUCUGGCUAUUUUGAUGAAUUCCUUGAUACUUUUCAGGCUUGUGAUUAUGUGUUUAGUAGUUGCCCUUUUUAAAAACAUAUAUUGUAUUGUUUUACAUGGUUUGUGUUCUACAUGGUGCUAAUUUUAUACAACACUCCAGGCUGUGGAAAAACCGUUGAGAUCAGUGAACGCAUUGUGGGAGGGCAGGAUGCAAAGAAGGGCAAGUAUCCCUGGCAGGUGUUGUUGUGGUGCCCUGGUGUAUACCGCUGCGGUGGGUCUCUUGUCAGUAACAAGUGGGUCGUAUCAGCUGCUCAUUGCUUAACAAGGUCAGUGUUUGUUAGGACAUACAGUUCCAUCCCCAAAUCCCUCAUUGGGUCCCUUUAUAUCUCCCUACCAACCCAUUUCCUCGUUUUUAGGUCAAAUGCUUCCUGCAUUAUUGUUAUUCUGGGAGCCAACACAAUAAGUGGAAAUGAAAAUGAGGAAAUGACUGUCUCAGUGAAAAACAUCUUUAUACACCCUAAUUACAGUGACUUGGAUUACAGUGCUGACAUAGCCCUUGUGGAGCUUACCCAGAACGUGUCCUACACAAGCUACAUCAUCCCUGUUUGUCUCCCUACAGCUUCCGCUGUAUUUUCUCCUGGACAGAGCUGUUGGGUGACCGGCUGGGGAAUUACUGAAUUUAAUACUUCCAAGUCAAGUCCAAAUACCCUGCAAGAAAUACAGAUGCGAAUCAUAAACGCAGAGCAAUGUAGGAACUAUUAUAACCCAAAUAAAACCAAGAUUUACAUUACAGACCAGAUGAUAUGCGCAAAGGACAUCAAUGGUGGGAAAGACUCCUGUCAGGGUGACAGUGGAGGGCCCCUUGUUUGUUCUUAUGAAGGAAGCUUUUAUUUGGUUGGAGUGGUGAGCUUUGGAAUUGGAUGUGGAAACAUGCCCUACCCCGGGGUCUAUACAUAUGUGCCUGCCUUUAGGGACUGGAUUGGGAAAUAUGUCCCUAGUGUCUAUAGUGUCUCUAGUGGCUCAACAAAAAUAGGAUUAAUAUCUGGAUUGACACUCAAGGCCUUGAGCUUGAUGUCCUUCAUCCAUUCUCUCUGCUGGGUGAUACUAGGAGAUCUUUGGUUAGUCCUGAUCAUUAGCAUCGCUACUUGGAUGAGGUGUUGAGGACGAGAGUUGUUUGUUUGAAAGUUACACCACUCUGGAUCUUAAAUCAUGGAGAAAGAAUUUAGGAUUGUUCUUCUAGAGUCUUUCUUAAUGUGCACAAUGCUUCUGGGAUCUUGCAGACAAGAGGCUUCUGCCCUCUCCCAUUAACAAUAGAAAUAGGACUUUUUUUCAUUAAGCAAUUAAAAUGCCCCCCCUUACACAAAACAGGGAUUGUUUGUCCAUAUAUUGUAAUAAAGCUGGCAAGUUACGUCACAGUCAUCCCUGGUCUGACCAGUCCUACACAUUUCAGUGUGUGAUCUUUAGUGAUGUUAAUGGGUAGCAUUGCUGUCUUCUACCAAUAGAGUCCUGCAUUCAUUAUCACUACAUGCAAGGAGGUUGUAUGUUCUCUCUAAUUGUUUUGGUUAUCUCCAAAAACAUACAAGCAGGUUAAUGGGUUCUUGGCCACAGUGUGAAAGGGAUCUUAUUUUGUAAACACCACUAGGAGAGAAAAUGAUGUAUAAGAUAAAGAACUCUGGCAUAUGGUGGUGCCAAAUAAAUGCUAUAUAAUGUAAAAUCUAGACACACAAAUGUAAUUGAUGUGAAAUCAAUAAAUCAAUCCAGAUUAGUGAUGUGCGGUUCGGGUAAAACCCAACCCAAACCCAACCCUAAUCCGCCCUCCCUCGACCCGCCCCCAUCCGACUUCCGGCUUCCAUUUUUAGACCUGUGCCGACCCACCCUGCCGAUGAUGUCACAAAAGGGGCGGGCGAGCAGGCGCACGUUUUAAAAAAAAUGAAGCCGGAAGUCGGAAGCCAGCAGUUCAAGGUGGCAGGCAGGGGGGGGGGAGUGUGGUGUCAGCCCGAACAUCACUAAUCCAGGUGGCUAAAUGCUCCAUUUCAAGUUCUAUUAAGUUAAAGCCAUUUUAAUGUAUUGUACAGUAUGUUUCCAAUAAAAAUGUGAAAAUACUUUAUGUAUCA
Messenger RNA from Xenopus laevis (African clawed frog), 2220 nucleotides. Its product is annotated as serine protease 27. The transcript has 4 exons. The record is from RefSeq and is a predicted model, not a curated record. NCBI's taxonomy places the organism in Eukaryota, Metazoa, Chordata, Amphibia, Anura, Pipidae. The coding region runs from base 239 to 1267 and encodes 342 amino acids.